CACACACAUACACACAUGCAGAGCAAUCACGCACCUAUCCCUCCUCCGCUCCGUUUGUCCAUCAUUGAGCCUAUCAUGGAGUCUGGAAGUAAUUUACCUACUCCGGGUAAUUACCCUGGAGGUGACCGUCAGCAAUUUUGUGUCUCCUGGAACUCUCACCAGUCGAACAUGCACAGCGCAUUUCCAAAGCUGUUGAGUUCGGAGCAAUUUGUGGAUGUGACUCUGGCUUGUGACGGAGGCUCAAUAAAGUGUCACAAAGUUGUGUUGUCCGCCUGCAGCGAUUACUUAGAACGCCUUCUGCUAGAGAUACCAUGUACUCACCCCGUUAUCUUUUUGAGGGACAUGAAAAUGUGGGAACUCCAGGCUCUCGUUGAGUUUAUGUAUCGUGGAGAAGUAUAUGUGGAACAGCAACAGCUUGCUACACUGAUGCAAGCAGCAGAUGUCUUGCAGGUACGUGGCUUAUCCACUCAGGGACGUGAAAACUCGUUGAAUGACAGCAAUACACAGUCGUGUGAUUCUAAUCCACCUGUCACUCCGUCACCGCCUACCCACGAUGACAUCACCCAGUUCAAGACCGAGAACACUUCAUCCACCGAUGGAAGUAACCCUGACUUUCUCGCGUGUUCAACAAUGGCCGCGACCAGCACGGCAAACAGCUCCUCGUCCACCAUUACCCCUGUCUCGCACAAUCCUAACACGUCCAACUUCGUGAAUAUGGAGCACAGCGAAGCGCUGCAGCAUCUGGAGAAGGCCCUCAGCGCUUGCGAGGCAACCCUCACUGAAACUCAGGGUAUGGUGAAGAUGGAGCCGGACGAGCAGUUCGCCCAACAGCACGACAUCAAACCGUAUUCCAUUAGCGUGGUACCGACUAGUAAUUGCAACCCUAGCAGCCCAUUCCCUGCAAUCGAAGGUUAUCAAAGACGACAAAGGCGUUCGGAAGAAGAACUCAAGCAAGCAUCGGACAUGGUGGCACGCGGCAUGACGUUCCAAGUAGCCUCAGAAAAGUACAAGAUACCGAUUAGCACGAUUCGGUUCUACAUGGUCCGAAAGGGCAUUCUACAAAGGCGAAAGCGUGGCCGCGGUUCUAGCAGUCUCGGCAUGAAUAGUCAACCGGACAGCCCAGCCAGUCCACCGUAUCAUAUGAUGAACUACCGUCUACCGGAGAGCUUAAAUUCCAGCCUACCGUAGUGCUGUACAAAGAAGUAGUGAGUUUUCUAGGCUUCAGUUGAUUUCAUCAAAUUUUUUUAUCGUCGAACAAUAGAGCUGUUCCAGACCGUGUCUCGUCGACUUUAACGUCGUUUUUUUUAGCUUUCUUUCGCAGUGUCUAAAUGAGCUCUCAUAUUUUAUAUUAUUAUUAUUUUAUAUUUUUCUUUCCAGUUCACGUGCUUCAUUAUUCACUCGCGGCGUCGCGACACGUUCGUGCGCUGGUUUACAAGACUACUACGUUUUACACCGCAUACAUAACUCGUGUCCCCGCAUUUAAUAUCAUCGUCACUCGUGUGCAGUUUAUGUAACGAUAGAGAUAUGAUUUGUGUCUCGAACAGCUCCACUCCGUGUACAUAAAAAAAGAAGGAAGCAAAUGCAAAACCAUAUGCAAAAGUUCGGACACAGCAUUAAAAUAAGAGCCGCGCAAGCGUGCACCGAGUAUAUAACCGUAUUAUGUCUCAUUUACAUUAAUUUCAUUAUCCUUAAGAAGACUGCCGAAAAUUCAGUUUUUUUUUUCUCUUUCGUUUUAAGUACAAAGAUACGCGUGGAGUGUAUUGAGCUCUCGCUAUCACCACACGGAUACACAUCCACACCCACGCACGAAAUUAUUUUAUUAAAAAUUAGUUCUUAAUAUAAAGUUCUGAAGUUUGCUGAAAGGGUUUGAGACGGACUUUCCGGUCAAUACAGUACAUUUUUGAAAUAGUGCUACGUUACUAUGAUAGUCUCAUUGUACUAACGUAAUAUUAUUUCUGUUGUAAUAGGAAUACGUAAUAAGAAUUGGUUCUUAAUACAAAGUUUCUUAUGCGUUUGAAUAAUGCUAAAAAAAUUCGGUUCGGAUGUUCCGGCAACGCAAAACUUUGUAUUAAGAAUACAAGGUUCUGCACUUGAAUUUUGCUAAGAGAAAUCGGGCUUUCCGGUGAAUAUUAUACUUUUGAUAUACUGAGCAUAUCAUACACUUCGUUUUCCAAUCAUGUGUUUUCCACUCACGCAUGUAUGCCAUGUCAAUAGUUGAAUCAAGUUGCAGGAUAAUCAGUCAGUGACGAUAUGAUGAAGCAUCAAUAAUGACAAUUUUAUAUGAGAGUUACGUUAUAUCGCUAUAAGGGAAGAACUAUGGUAAAGAUCAAAAAUCUUCGACGGAGAUUUUAGGAAAUUACAUUUUCGUUGUUAAUAUUUUACGAGAUUUUUUACGUGCAGGAUCGAUGUAGAGGCGCAUUUAAUGAAAUGUCUGAGAUAACGACACUUUUAUGCUGUGGACGAACGCGUAUGGUUGAUUCUCUCAGCCGUAUUUCGUUCUUCUACUUAGUGACCGAUGUAGCUAGCUUGCAUACACACAGUGUGAGAUAUGUUUUGAAUCCUUACAUAUUCAUUAAUAUCGCGUACAAUACAGAUCUAUAAAGUACAGUUCAAAAAGGAAAAGAAAAAAGAAAAAAAAUAGCGAGGGGGAAAAAAGAGAAAAAGACGAUGGACUAUGUCGUAUAAUCGAUAUUUUUUUAAUGAUCGGAAAAAUGUUUUGACGGCAAGACAUUCACGAUAGCAUAAGUUAUUUUUUAUUACAUGGUAUUUAUAUAUAUAUAUGAUUCAGUGAAGCGUAUCUUACUCUCUGGUUAAGUUGUUUGUGGCAUCUGUAUUAACGUCGUUAAUACGUGUAUAUUUACCGAGUAUUUAUCUUUCUGUAUUUUAGAUAAGCCGAUGGGAUAAAAGUUAUGACUAUGACACUUUAUAUCCUGCACCAGAGUGACGCUUAAAGAUCAAAAAAUGUAUACAAUUCUAGAAAGACAGUGGAACUUGUCCAUAAAAUGUGUAGUAGUCACUAUGUUUAAGACUGGUAACGCGCUAACUGGUAACCAGAGAUUUACGCAGAGUCUUAAACACAGCAAUCCUCAAUCUAUUAUACAGAUAUUUUUGUAGACACUUUGUCGAGGGAAGUGUUGAUUCUUUCUCUGCCUUUAUUCUAUAUACCUUGAUAACUUAUAUACAGUAAGAAGCAAAAAACCGGUAUUUAUUCCAAGUUUACCAUUUAGCUUUGUUGAACAUCACAAGAGACGAACGAUCAUGACGUACGUGUAGUGUAAUGCUUUUUACAUGCUAGUGUACAAAAUAACAGCAUUUGUAAUCGAUGAUAAGAAUAAUUAUCCCAGCGUCCGUAAAAGUCGGCUUCACCGUCGGUUACUUUUACGGGCGCUGGUUCUGCCUUUUCAAAGAAGUUUAAUUAUAUGACAACAACUGUGGCGCGCAUACAGUGUAAUUGUACGGUGUAUUGCCUUUGUUAAAUAGCAUUUGGAUAAAGCCAUAUUUUUCCAUGCAAUGCAAUAAUCCAGCAGAAUACAUUACAGUAACUGAUGAAAAGCAGCCUAAAAAUAGGAAAGAGUGCCAGAUACAAAGAAAACAAAAAUGGACAUGAACAAUAACACAUAGAAGAUAAAGUAAAAUUUAUCUAUCACUUAGAGCGUAACUGCCUUUCUCUGGCCUCAUACCGGAUCUUAUAAUUUAUUUAUAUUAGACAAUAUAUAUACAAAAUACAUGUGUAAAGGGAAAGAAACUAAUUAACGUAGAAGGCUUGUUAGAGCUUCUAUCGAUUGCAGUAAGAUUGCUGCCAUCCGACUGAUGAACGUUCUCAAGAUUCAAGAUUGAACAUUUAAUCGAGACAUAUGUCAUAAAUAAUCUGUAUUUAUUCUCAUUUAUCAUGUUCUUUGUCACGUACAUAACGUAUUUUUAACGCGAGUUUAUUAUCGUUUCUUCUUGUGCUUCACGAUACCUAGAGAAGAAAAAGGAAGAUGAAAAAAAAGGAAGGGAAAAAAUUAGUCGCAUAUUGGAUAUUGUGAUGUUAACGCGAAAGCUAAAAAAACAUGACUUACAAUUGUUGCCUGUUGCAAUGUCCAAGCAGUUGAACUGUAAUGAAUUACUCGUAUAUAGCAUUCUUUCCAGAAGGAAUCAGUAUCGUGUAAAUCAUUGUUCUAAGAGUUCCAGUUGACAAAGGUUUUAUACGGAUCUAUUAAACCAGUAUUUCAAACCAAUGAAAAAUAAUUAGUUUUCUAAUAAUAAUAGUAAUAAUAAUGAUACAAUACAUUUUAUGUGAAUUUAGUACAGUGCUUAAGUCAGUAAUGCUCAGCGUAUCUAACAAAUAUUUUUAGUGGAAAUCCGUGUCAUACUCACAUGUAUCAUAAUGUCUUAAAGUAUGUAACUAAACCACAAUCAAAGAAGUGUGAACGAUACUUAAUGACUAUUAUCAUAAUAGCCACUAUUAUAGCAGUAAAUAGGUAGCCAUUUUGAGGCAGUUUAUAUUAUAUUUAAUUACGAUAUAUAUCUCUCUCCCUUUGGUCUCUCCCCGUUUUUACGUAUUACGAUGGUAUUAUUAUUUGUAGAUAGAAUCAUAACUCUAGAAUCGAUUGAACCUCCGAUCAUUUAUUUUUAAGUCAUUUUUUUACAGUUACCGAAUAUCUAUUGGAUUGAAUAGGCAAUGCAAUUCAAACAAUCAUUUACAGACAGAGAUCUGUUUCGUUGUUUCAAUCCGUCAAUCAAUGCGUAAUCGGUGUAUCAUUUUGGUCUCCCUUUUUGCUAUCUUUUUUUUUUUGAUUCUGUAUAUACAAUUCCAUCGAAUUUCGAGAUAAAUUUACAUUUGUAUAAGUAAUAUUUUUAUGCUCCAUUUUAGCUUAAGUUUUUAUUAUUAGCGCUCGAUUAGAUACAGAUGCGUAAUGAUGUAAGCUUUCCGAGGUAAUAUCAUCUCGCGCGCGCGCGCGAUCUUUGUUAAUUUUCUAUGAAUUGUGAACGUUUAUUCUGCGAAACGGCCCUAAAAGAUAUUCUCCAUUGUGUUUGUUAACUCGGCGAAUCAUCAAUAUUGCAUUACGUCGGAAAGCAUACUCGAGGAAUAGACAGUUAUGUCUCCGAUAUGUUAAUCUUUCUCCUCUGAGGGUAAAUCGAUAACACCUAGUUGCUUGCCUAUUUACGAUAAAAAUUUACGUGCUUUGGUGUUUCGUAUCAAUGAGUUGUAGCGACGACGGACAAUUGACUUGUAAGAGUUCAAUUUUCUAACUGUAGAUCCUGUAAGAGAUUCUGUAAGAGAGUAAUCUAGUAUGAUUAUAAUAGGACCUUUAUACCAUGUAUAUCUGAAGAGUAUUGCGCUAUUACACUGAAUCGCCGCCCGAUACUUUGAUCGUUUUUUCUUCGAAGACUCGUUCAGUUUCCUUCGCGGUGUGCCGGAAGCGGUUCAGUAUUAUGAUACAUUUCGCGUGCGUGCGAAUGCCCCUUCGACUGCAUCCAUUCAACUGUUAGAUCCUUAAGCGUUUUUCUAGUAUAGUCACACUUAUUAUUACUACACGAAUGUCUCUGCGUUACUCCGGAGAGUCCCGUAUUCAGGACGCUCUUUACGCGUGUGCUCUAACAUUUCCGUUUCCAGAUAUUGUGCGCUUUCGUGUUACUACGAGGUCGUUCGCAAAAAACUAUAUCGCGAGAUAUAUAUAUAUAUAUAUAUUUUUUAACUGAGUUCCUCUCGACAAUCUGUAAUGAGUUGAUACCAGUUAUGCAACAUUGAAUGCAGCCACAUUUAAUUUUGCGUAUUACGCCGACAUAUUGCAAUCGGUUUCUUCGACACAUUUGUUUUUGUCGAUGAUCUGUUUUAGUUCUUGUAUGAAAGCACGGUGUUUUACGUAACGAAUGCGAAUGCAUUUGAUUUUGUAGUGUGGCCUUACACGUGUGUGUAUGUGUAUGUGUAUGUGUAUGUGUGUGCGUGUGCGUGUGCGUGUAUGUACGCUGUGCUAGCGUGACGAUAAAGCGACGAUGAUGCAUUUGCGAUUUGUUAAAGCACUGCGAUGUGUGUCGCGAGGGCGUUUUGAAUACGGGCGCGAAUCGUGCGGAUUCAGUGUAAUACGGCGAAGGACAUGUACGUGAAAAACACGCAUACGCGCGCACAUAUGACACACGAUCCAUGUUACUUCCUCGUAAACAUGCACACAACACACACACACACACACACACACACACACACACACACACACACACACACACACACAUCCAAGAGAUACACGCCAGAUGAGGGAUCGAGCGAAUCGAUCUCUCAUCGCGACUGUAAUAAUACAAUUCGCAGAAUAUACCGUGCCGUUCGGUUUGCUGAUUGCGACAAACCAGCUUUUAUAAUUCAUGUAAGAUCACCGUCGAGGUGUAAGAUCUUAAUUGAUUACGGGUGUCCUUAUAUGAUAAGGCACGAUAGGGAGUGGAAUAUAAGCGGAAUAGCAAGCGAGAAAAAAAGGAUAAGUAGGGAGAGAAAAAGAAAAAAAAAAGUACUAUAGCGACAAUGUGUUAAGCGCAUAAUCUGAGGAUAUGAGAAUAUUGCAUAGAUAGGUCGGGGUCGCGUCGAAGACGAAGAUCUUCCGCGCAACCGAGAAGAGACGUUAAGUGUGUAUUUGAAGUAUUUUUGAAAGUAAUCUUGACUUCCGAAAGAGCGCAAGAGAUAAGAAAGAAAGAAAAUAAAAAAAAUAGCGAGAGCGAGAAUCUGCAUUUGUUCCCGGUGAUUCGCGACGUGUUCACGUCGGGAUUAGAGAACAGAAAUAAUAACGUUUAUUAUUUUUUUAAUUUUUAAUGAUUAACACCGAUAUAUGUAAUUCGUAUUUUGCGGAUCUUUAUUCAGGAAAAUAUUUAGAAUUAAUUAUAAAUUGUAAUUACGUCCUAGAUUGUGUAAUUGCAUAGAGAGUGAAUCGUAUACCCUUCAAAACAGCGGAUCACGCGCGGCAUUUGUACCGCCCUUGUUCCCUUCAACAAUCUUUUGAUUUUGCCCUGUAAGCCGUUACAACACGAGAAUGUCAUUGUGACUUUUUUUCUUUUUCUUUUUUUUGGAAAAGUUGCGAGGGACUGCAUUUGAAACUCGGCAUUUGUCGGCAUUGUGACACUCAUCAUAGUAUUGUUUGAUUUACAAGUAAACCGUGCAUUUUAAGGUGCGAAAAAAAAACAGUGCUUAUAAUUUUAAGGUCGUGUAACAUGUGUUAGUGGAAGCAUGCUUCUAAGUAGAGAGAUAGGACAAUGCUAUAACAAUAAUUAUUAUAAUUAAAGUUAUGGAUAUAAGGCAUUUAAUAAGUGCAAAGUAUUUCCUAAUAAAAGUAAUGCUGAAAAAGA
Molecule: messenger RNA, 7308 nt
Organism: Ooceraea biroi (clonal raider ant)
Lineage: Eukaryota; Metazoa; Arthropoda; Insecta; Hymenoptera; Formicidae
Product: broad-complex core protein isoforms 1/2/3/4/5
Biological process (GO): regulation of transcription by RNA polymerase II
Cellular component (GO): nucleus
Molecular function (GO): protein binding
Source: RefSeq, a predicted model, not a curated record